ACAAGUCUCUCUCAAUGUCAUCAAAUCGUAAACACCAAUAGAAAAGUUAAUAUGUCUAGCACAAAAGAAAUAGUCAACAACCCAACUUCGGUUGAUGGCGUUGUCCCAUCCUCCACGGUCAAAAACACAACUCCCGUUGACGGCGUUGCCCCAUUCUCCACCGUCCGAGCUACCAUCGUCCAAUCCUCAACCGUCUACAACGAUACCCCCGCCACUCUAGACAAGGCGGAGAAGUAUAUUUCCGAGGCCGCGAGCAAGGGAGCCAAGCUGGUUUUAUUCCCGGAAGCUUUUAUCGGAGGCUAUCCUCGAGGGUUUAGGUUUGGUUUAGCGGUUGGAGUGCACAACGUAGAUGGCCGUGAUGAGUUCCGCAAAUACCAUGCUUCUGCUAUUCAAGUUCCUGGCCCUGAAGUAGAAAUAUUGGCUAAGUUGGCCGGGAAACACAAUAUGCACUUGGUAAUGGGGGCAAUAGAGAAGGAUGGGUAUACACUCUAUUGCACUGCCCUUUUCUUUAGUCCUGAAGGUCGCUUCAUGGGUAAGCACCGUAAAGUCAUGCCCACAUCUUUGGAACGUUGCAUAUGGGGUCAAGGGGACGGAUCAACCAUCCCCGUUUACGACACUCCAAUUGGCAAACUCGGUGCUGCUAUUUGCUGGGAAAAUAGGAUGCCCCUCUACAGAACUGCAUUGUAUGCCAAAGGGAUUGAGAUUUAUUGUGCACCAACUGCUGAUUAUUCGUUGGAAUGGCAAGCGUCGAUGAUUCACAUUGCCGUCGAAGGUGGAUGUUUCGUGUUGUCAGCGCACCAGUUCUGCAAGCGCGGAGAUUUCCCUGAGCAUCCUGAUUACUUGUUUAAUGACGUAGUAGACGAGAAACAUCCUGAUCCUACUGUCUCCGGAGGCGGAAGUGUCAUUAUUUCACCAUUGGGACAGGUUCUCGCUGGACCAAACUAUGAAUCAGAGGGUCUCCUCACAGCAGAUCUUGAUCUUGGAGAUAUAGCAAGAGCCAAAUUAUACUUCGAUGUGGUCGGACAUUAUGCAAAGCCGGAUGUGUUUAACUUGACCGUCAAUGAGCACCCAAAGAAACCGGUUACAUUCAUGACGAAGGCGGAGAAAGCAGAAGAUGACUCGAACAAGUAGUCGAGAUUUAUAAUUCGUCUACUAGAGUUAAUAAUGUCAGUUAUAUGAUGGAGUCAUGCUUUCGAAAUGGUCUGUUGAUUUUUAAAUUUUAUGUUAAAAGUUUGUUUAUCUUUCUCUCUUUUUUUUUUUUUUUUUUUAUGUGUGAAGUUUGUUUAUCUUUCUCUUCAACAAUGUACCAGAACUUAUUGAAAAUGCUAUAAAGAUCUAUGUUGUUUAAUAAAAACAAUAAGGCUUUGAUUUCA
Molecule: messenger RNA, 1373 nt
Organism: Camelina sativa (false flax)
Lineage: Eukaryota; Viridiplantae; Streptophyta; Magnoliopsida; Brassicales; Brassicaceae
Product: nitrilase 3
Biological process (GO): detoxification of nitrogen compound
Molecular function (GO): nitrile hydratase activity; nitrilase activity
Source: RefSeq, a predicted model, not a curated record